CAAUCUUUCUGUUGUGUUCCUGAACUCUUGCAAGAAUUCCUCAAGUGUUCUCACAUACUUGUGUUCUCGUAAAAUAAAUGUUUCAAAAUUAUAUUUUUGUUUCACACUAAUUUCCGAUAUGUAAAAUGUAAGUGGCUGAUUUGAAAAUGGUUCAGUCCUUUACGAGAUUUUCAAAUGAUACAACGUGUUUUAAUUAAAACGAAAGAAAUAAAUUUUCAAAAAAAUAAAAAAAUAAAUACCAAAAUAUAAAAAGAGAAAAAAGUGUUUCAAAGAUCUUAACACCGAUUAUCCAAAAGUUUAUUUGUGUAUAAUAUAUUAAGCUGAAAAAAUAUGACAUAAAUAAAAGUGUUUUUGUAAAUUAUAGAAUUUUGAAAAAUGUAAUUUUUCAAAUUAAAAUGGAAUACAAAUAAAACGAUAAUUAAUCGUAAAAUAAUAAUUGAAUACAACACACCUGUGAUGCGAAACGCAAAAUAAUUUACAUUUUUACAAUCAUUUCUUCCAGUGUGUGUUUAUAGAAUAUAGAAUAAUAAAAAAAUUUUAAGUACAAAAAUUUGGAUUUCGUAAAAAUAAUAAUAAUAAAGAAAUAGAAUUAAAUAAUUUGAAAUAAAAUUGAAUUGACGUUUUGUUUGUGUAUUGACUGAAUCAUCGAUCUAAAUUUAUCGAUAUUUACUCGUCUUCGAUUCUUGUGGAAACACAAAGUGUUCUUUUUGCUGCUGUUUUCACUUUAAAUUAAUUAGAUUUUUUUUAAUAUUUGUUUUUUUUUCGUGUUGUGGUUGGUGUUUUUUUCUUGUUUUAAUACUCAUAAUUUUCUUCGGGGAAAAUUUAAAAAUGACCAAAGAACAAACCACCGUCAUACCUGAAGAACUAUACAAUUUAACACAAUUAGCUGAAGUCGCUGCAGAACGUCUGAGUACAACGGAUAAAAUUGAAGGCAACGAUAUUGUUGCCCAUUCGAACAUUGUGGAAAGAUCAAUGGAACAUACGAUAAAUACGAAUCACAAUGUGGUAAAUAAAAUUGAAAAACCAGAUGUACUAACGAAAGACAUGAGAUCUCUUGAGCAACAGCAGCUACAAUAUAAUCAUCAGCAACAACAUGAGCAAGAACAACAAAUAACAAUCGAUUCAUCCAUAACACUAACAAAAUUGAGUUGUAAUGGAAAAUCAAUACAAAAGACAGAAAACAGAUCACACAUAACGACAUUUGAUAAUUAUUAUCAUCGUCGUCAUCAUCAUCAUCAUCAUUCUCCUCAACACAACUACCAGGACCAGCUGCAACACCAACAACAACAACAUCAUGAUGAUCACCAUACUCCUCAUCAUUUAACGCAUCAUCAACAUUACAAUAUAAAUGCUGUGGGAACGUUUUACUCAUCUUCAGAUGAUGAUUCCAAUUAUUACAGUCACAAGGUAUUCGAUCGUAAAAAAUUACGCCGUUCCACUAUCUCGGAUAACUCACGCUAUGAUGAACAUUCAUCAUGUAGUAGUGCCCCGGGUGGUAGUAGCAGCAGCAGUAGUGGCAGCACCAGUGGUGAUGAACAACAUUAUACACAAAUGCAUCAUGAUACAAGUGAAAUAGUAGGCAGUACAGAAAUCGGUGGCCUUAAGCAAAUGCAUAUUGAUUCAUCAACUGGCUCCAGUUUAAAUCUUUUGGAUGAUGAACAUAUUUGUCCGGAAUGUGGUAAAAAGUAUUCGACAUCAUCUAAUUUGGCUAGACAUCGACAAACCCACAGUUUCUCCAAUUUUAGGUCGAUUAUGGAUAAGAAAGCCAGACACUGUCCGUUUUGUGAGAAAGUCUAUGUUUCGAUGCCGGCCUAUUCCAUGCAUGUACGAACCCACAAUCAGGGUUGUGAAUGUCAGUAUUGUGGUAAAAAGUUUUCACGACCAUGGCUUUUGCAAGGUCAUAUACGGACACAUACAGGCGAAAAACCCUUCAAAUGUAACGUCUGCACCAAAGCCUUUGCGGAUAAGUCCAAUCUGCGGGCUCACAUUCAGACCCAUUCGAAUACCAAGCCACACACUUGCAAACGAUGUGGUAAAGCAUUUGCUUUAAAAUCGUAUCUUUACAAACACGAAGAAUCUUCAUGUAUGAAAAAUCAUCACAAAAGUGCUGAAAAAGAAUCACGACCCAAUCGGUCCGCGUCGCAGACAAUACAAAUGACAACUCCAAAGAGUAUAACAUCUCAUUACGUAACUAAUGAAAACAAUUUGACAACAGUUCCAGCAGUAGCUGGUCCUGAAUCGGCCAAAACUACUUUGGCUACAAAACUGCUACAAAAAGAAAAGGAUCGGCGUCAAGCAGCCUUACAAUAUACAAAUUUACCACAUACAUUGAUGAACAACAAUCCUAGUCUACAGAUUAUAACAGUCAGUACAGAUACACCACUAGUCGAUGGUACAAAUUUAAAAUCUUAUACGAUGCUAACAAGUCCCAUGGCUCAGGAGGAGUAUGAACACUAUAAACGUAUCAGUGUUAUACAAACACCAGCGAUAACAAAUCCAACCGCAACCACACAAUUACCAGGUCCCAAUCAUCAAGUCUGCCCCGAAAUGCAUACCUUUUCAACUGCCAAUUUAACCGUUACACCUGCUUUAGCUCCCACCCAUAUGCAAGUUCAAUUCUAUAAUACCAUUAAGACGGUAAAUGAUCAUGAACAAAUCCAGGAACAGCCUGUAGAUUUUUCACCCAAAAAUAAUUUUACCCAUUCGGCUAAGACCAGUCCAUUUGAAUUGACUGGUAAUUAUGCUAUAAUGGCUUGAGAGAAGGAUAAAUUUUUAUUUAUUUUAAUUUACGACUUCAUUGAAAAGCACUUCAAUUCUCAAUAAAAAAAAAGACAAUGAAUCUGUGAGUUUUUAAUGUAUCGCGUAUCUCAAAAAAAAAAAAAUACUUUUUUUAAAGAAACCCAAAAUUUGGACUUGAUUUUAUUUAAUUUGUUGUUGUUUUUCUUAACAAAAUAAGUACUUAUUUUAAUUUAUUUAUGAACUUUUUUUGGAAUUGUUUAUUUUAAAUUAAAAGAAAUUUUUUAUUAAUGUUUUUAAACAAAAAGAAUUGUUGGUAAUUUUACAUUAACCCUCAAAUUUUUGCAAAAUAUAAAAUGUUUUUAAAACAAUUUAAAAGAAUGGCAUUAUCACAAUUCCUAAGUAAAUUUUAUCAGUAUUUUUAUUGCACAUAUUUGGGAAAUAUUUUUUUGAAUGUAAAUUAAAUCGAUCGAAUCGAACAACUUUAGAAGAAUCAAUUAGGACUUUCUCAGAUAAUAAAAAUUAAUUAAACUUUAACUUAAAAAGAAAUAUUCCCAAAGAAAUAAAUUAAAUUAAAAAAUACUUUCUAAAAUUACUUACACACCGAAGUUCAAAUUUGUCCGAUCAACUGUCAUCCCUUAAUUUCCCAAUUAUAAUUAUCACUUUUUUUGGAGAAAUUACCCUUCCUGCGUUCAAAUUUGCUAAUUUAAUGUCAAUAAUUAAAAAUCUAUAAUUUAAUGAUCAACUUAAAGAUCAAACAGUCAGAUCAGCCAGUUAAUUAAUUGAUCUUUAAAUACUUUUAAUCUAAUCUUAUCGAUUUGAUCUUCAAGUUAAAAACUCUCUGAUAGAUUAGCGGACAAUACAGAUUUUCAAAAGCCAAAGUCUGUUGUCAGAAACAUAAGUGUAAAAUUGUACUAUUCGGUUGUUGUAGAAACCUCGAUUUACACGAUAAUUACAUACGUUGUAUAAAUCGGUUCAUUUAAUUACAAAAGUAUUAAUUGAUUGAAAAGCCCACAAGUUUCCAGGAGAGAAAAAUCACUGUAUAUAUCGCCAAUUCGCCAUAAUUUUAUAAUCGAGGGGUAUAGAAACAAAGGCAGCAAUAUCCAUUUUAGAAAAAAAACUUUAUUUCUAAAGAUAUUUAACAAUUAAUAUUUCAGUUUUCUUAGUUAGUAUAAUGUAACUAGAUGAAGGUCUAAAGAAAGUUUAAACCAAAUCCCUAUAGAAGUUUCCUAGCAAAUUGGAUCCAAAGUUUUUAGAAAAGGUCAUCAAAGAAAUGGAGAUUGCUACCUUUGUUUUACAAUAUUUUUCUGAUUUCAAAUAUUUUGACUGAUUCUUGUUAAGCAUAUCUAAAUUACCGGGUUAGGUGCGUUCCUUUACAUAGAGAAUGUUGGUGAAAAAAAAAAAAAAAAACAUAUAUAGAAUUUUAUGUAGAUAUUCAGAAAUCAGUGUUCCUGAGUUAUUGCUGCCAAUAUAUUUGGAUCUAAUUUCGACGAAAGUUUGGCAAGGUUGUGCCCGAAAUCCUGCGCAUCCACAUAGAAUCAUACUAACCUCGGAAGACUGAUCUAUAUUACAGACUAUAGACUGAUCUAUAGUCCAGACUAUAGACUGAUCUAAAGUGCAGACUAUAGACUGAUCUAUAUCCCAGACUAUAGACUGAUCUAUAAUCCAGACUAUAGACUGAUUUAUAGUCCAGACUAUAGACUGGACUAAAAUCCAGACUAUAGACUGGUCUAUAAUCCAAACUAUAGACUGGUCUAUAGUCCAGACUAUAAAAGGUUUCUCUUUUUCCCCUCGUUAGGGUCAUCCGAUAUGAUUUUUGUGGUUCAUUAUUCAAAAUAGCCGAAUAGGAUUCUUUCGCCCUUAUUUUUAGUCAAUCCUAUACGGUCGACGGUUUUCUAUUCGAUAAUUUCUGAAACAAGUGAAAAUUUUCAAUUUUUUAACAUUAUUUUAGAAAAGAUAUAUCGGAAGAUGGAGUAUUAGUAAUUUUGAAAGUUCACAUAAAACCUAUUGAUUUUGUCUAAUUAGAUCAGCAAAAGUAUGGCCGAUUUGUUUGCUAAUAUUAAGUUAUAAAAAAGAGAAAUAUAAUCGUGUUAAAGCGAAAUCGUGUAAAAAUAUGGCUUU
Messenger RNA from Lucilia sericata (common green bottle fly), 4857 nucleotides. Its product is annotated as zinc finger protein 782. Lineage: Eukaryota; Metazoa; Arthropoda; Insecta; Diptera; Calliphoridae. The coding region runs from base 829 to 2757 and encodes 642 amino acids. The record is from RefSeq and is a predicted model, not a curated record. The transcript has 4 exons. Gene Ontology annotation, molecular function: RNA polymerase II cis-regulatory region sequence-specific DNA binding; DNA-binding transcription factor activity, RNA polymerase II-specific. Gene Ontology annotation, biological process: regulation of DNA-templated transcription.